Messenger RNA from Saccostrea echinata, 1251 nucleotides. RefSeq names its product U-scoloptoxin(05)-Cw1a-like. The record is from RefSeq and is a predicted model, not a curated record. The transcript is spliced from 4 exons. Bases 107 to 379 code for a protein of 90 amino acids. Lineage: Eukaryota; Metazoa; Mollusca; Bivalvia; Ostreida; Ostreidae. Gene Ontology annotation, biological process: regulation of synaptic transmission, cholinergic; sleep; positive regulation of voltage-gated potassium channel activity.
AUUGAUCACGUGAUGCUGUAGCUAGCAGACGAAAGCUGCUGAUAUACAAGACUGAAGCAUGAUGGCCGAUACUUAAAGUAAAAUAUAUGAUGUUCAAAACACAACGAUGAGCUGGUGGCUGAUGAAUUUUAUUUUCGGAUUAUUUACUUUCUCUGAGCUUUGUGUUGCAGUUGCUGCGAUAAAUUGCUACAAAUGUUCCUCCAGAAACUUCAGCGAUCCUUCCUGUCAUGACCCCUUCCAUCCAGCCUACAAUAAUCUGACCAUAGACUGUGGGGAGGGGCGGGACGGGAGGGUCGGACUUUUUCCUGCGAGGUACUGCACCAAGAUCAAAGGCACCAGUUUUAAAGAAAGACAAGAUAUUGAUUCAAAUCUGCUGUAGACGGGACAGAAACCAUAAUUCGUUCCUGUUCUAUAGAGUCCUUGGAUACAAAUUGUAAUCAAUUUAAUUUGGAGAAUGUUUUGUAUGACGGAUGUGUAUCUUCUUGUGAGACAGAUGCAUGCAAUGCUGGAUACAGACAAAUGGCAGAUACACUUCAUGUAAUCACUGCUGUAAUGAUUUGUAAAUGGUUGUGUUGCAUCUUUUAAAAUGGAUGCACGCAAUACAGGAUAUUAACAAGCAUAACAAGUACAAAAUGGUCAUGUUAUUACCAGUGCUAUCAUUGUAGUCAGUUUGAUGGGAAAUUGAGUGCAAAUGAGAAUGAUAAAUUUCUGACAUGACAAUCUAUAACAUAUUUUUUUGUAAUAUACAUAAAUCAGUAUUUGAAAUCGCUUUUUAGCACGAAAACAACACGUGAUUCAACUGCUCAUUUAUUAUAUUUCAGAGGUUUUAACAUUUUUUUUUAAAAUUUCACUUACAUUUGAAAAAAGCAUUUACAAAAUAAUGAAAAUUAAUUUGUAUAAUUAAUUUCUUUCUGAUUUUUUUUAAAGAAAGCAACAAAAAUGAACCAAAAUGUGUCUUUAUCUAAGCAAUCUGACAAAAUGUAUUGAUUUUGUUUGUAAUAAGAAAUAGGUAUACUCAUUCUAAUUCAUUUCCAUGUGAACUCUUUUUUAUGUGUAUUUCAAUAUUUCCUUCCCAUCUGUGUUAUAGGUAAUUGCUAGUUAUUGCUAAAUUCAAUCGGUACACUUGUGAUUUGCAUACCAUAUUUGUUGAGGUAUAUUUUAAAGUACAUGUAUUGAAGAUAAUUUUGAAAAUUGUUAAUUUCAAUAUGAAUUCUACAAGCAUAAUGCUUAAUUAUUUUUUCCACAUUAACA